AGACAACAUGGAUACUUCGUGCCUUCGUUUGAGAUUUACACCUCUAUUCAAAAAUAUGUGUAAAAGUAACUCUAAGUGUAGUUUGGAAAUUGUGCCAGAAGUGUCAUGUAUACAAAAUCUUGAUAAAAUUCAGUGGCAACAUGGAGAUAAUACUAUAGAAUAUACAAUACCAAUAACAUAUAAAGUAAUUCUAAAAAAGAAAUUAGUGACCAAAGAAGACGAUGACAAUGCAAUAAAAACUUACCACUCCUGUGUCGAUUUAUUAACAUCUUCAUCGUUCACCAUUUUAAGUGACAAAUCUGGUUAUAUCACAAAAGUUUUAAGUGACAGUUUACUUCUGAAUAAACAGUCAGAAAUUGUAGAAAAUGAAGACUUAAAACCUACAAAAAAUCAAGCGACAGGGACAAAUAUCAACGAAACUCAAAGGACAAAACAUAAUCCAGUCACAUCUAGCAAUACUGGACAAGUACCUAUUAAAAAUAUAUACAAAGCAAAAGAAUUAAAAGACGAAGGCACUCAAUUUAUUAAUAAUAUAAGUAUUAAUAAUAGGUAUCACAUUGAAAAAGUAUAUUUAAUUGACAAAAUAACGAGCACUCAACUUAUGAGUGAGUUAGGUAACCAUCGCAAUCAAUCAGAUAUUGUGUCUUUCAACGAUACAUCAGAUUGUGUUUCUUCGUUUGCUUGUAAAAUGGAUCGCAAGCUGAGUUUAUCUCCAAUUUGUUCAGUCAACACUGACGAAAGUGUACCUGAUCAUAUAAAAGGAAGGCUUUCCAAUUUUAUCGUCUUGCAAAUACAAGAACCGAAACGUAUUACUUUAAACAAUCUUACUCAAUUUCAAAGUACUAUUGAAACGUAUGGUUUUGAAACAAUAAAGGAAAUUAAAAAUUAUGAUGGACAGCAAGGAUUUGAUGGAAUUAUGAAAAUUGAUGAUAAAUCGUUUUACCCAAUAAGUAAUAAUUCAUAUGAAAGGGUUUUACCUGAAGUACGAGUUGCUGACUUUAUGAAAGCAGUAGAAAAGGAACUAGCGCCGAUUAAGACUACGCUGAAUGACAUAAUAAGAAAAUGCACCUUGCUAGGAUUUGUUUGUAAAGGAAAUCAAAAUCCUAUGUCAUACAACUAUGUUCGAAAGAAAUCAAAAUCCAAUCGUGUUGUCUACUCUUUUGUGUUUGAUGGGUAA
This is a messenger RNA of Amyelois transitella, 1177 nucleotides long. RefSeq lists its product as uncharacterized. NCBI's taxonomy places the organism in Eukaryota, Metazoa, Arthropoda, Insecta, Lepidoptera, Pyralidae. Bases 8 to 1177 code for a protein of 389 amino acids. The transcript has 2 exons. The record is from RefSeq and is a predicted model, not a curated record.